Messenger RNA from Trichoderma harzianum CBS 226.95, 1344 nucleotides. RefSeq lists its product as hypothetical. The coding region runs from base 1 to 1344 and encodes 447 amino acids. The transcript has 5 exons. Gene Ontology annotation, cellular component: cytoplasm; nucleus. The record is from RefSeq and is a predicted model, not a curated record. Lineage: Eukaryota; Fungi; Ascomycota; Sordariomycetes; Hypocreales; Hypocreaceae.
AUGGAUACACCCGCAGUGCCUCUACCGCAGGAUGCCCGGGAACAGGCCGUCCUAGACAGUCUCGUCGUCAUCCGCGACAAGCUCUUGCUCUUGAAGCAGGACCGGACAACGUAUAUCCGGAGCCAAGACAUUAUCCCCCUCUACGAUGAGACCAUCUCAAGGGUCAAGGAGCUGGACGAAAUCCGUACCGAGACGGGGAACAAGGAGGAGAACCGACUCGACAAAGUCUUGGAAAGCUGCUUCCAGCUUCUAUCUCUCUUCUACCUCACCAUCGGACGCAACAAUGAUAUCCCCGCCAGCUACGCGCUGACUUCAACAAUCAAGCGGCUGCUCGACCACUUGACCGAGGCUGACCUCUACUCCGCCAAGGACCUCGAGAGCAUCAAAUCCACCCUGUCGAACCUUUCCAACAGCAUAACACAAGCCAAAAGCAAGCCCGAGAACUCUCCAUACCUCCUCAAGCUGCUGUCGAACCAGGUGGGGAAAUGCCUGGCGAUGUUGGAGAACCUCCAGAAGCGGUUAGGUCGCAUUGGCGAGCCUCUGCUUGCUACGCAUGAGAAGUUGAUUUCCAUUCUACGAUCCAUUUCUUUGGCAAACACAAAAGCAAAGUUUUCAAGUACCGAGGUCCAAAAACUUCAGAAGCAGCUUCUAGAUAUCGGAGAGAAGCGCAAAGAUGGCCAAUUCGUUAAUGAGGAUGGGUCUGUGCCACAAGGCUCUGUUGAGAUUGGCGAGCUCUACCAACGAGUCCUCAAGUGGUCGGAGAUUGUAUUGGAGAGGAAGGGAAUCAUGCCAGAGCAGUUUCGCCCGAUGUACCACACCCUUGUUGGCAUCCGCAACGAGUUGGAGAAGCUAUCCUUGACACAGGCCUGGGCUCUUCGCGAGACGGACCUGUAUGACUUCCAACGCCAACUCGACAAGAUUGAUGAAAGCCGGCAGAACGGAAACUUUUACGACGACAAGGGCAGACCUGCUGACCUGUAUACGCAACGGACGAUGUUGUAUCUGAUUCGACGAAGCUACGCCUACAUUUACUCCUUCAUACUAGCCUCGGAGCCAGUUUCUGAGGCUCUCCUGCCCAUCUAUAACCAGCUGCAAACUCUCAAGAGGUGUCUCGUCGAGGUACGGAACAGUGGUGGCGUAUCAUCUGCCAGAGAGCUGUAUCCUUACAGCAUGAAGCUAAACUCGCUUGAUAACCUGAGGGUGGAUGGCAAAUUCGUUGUCAAUGGCGACAUUCCUGAAGGUCAAGGCAGCGUUAGUGAGCUCCUUGCUGAAUGCUUCGAUCUCAGCUAUGAUUUGAGAGUCGCAGCAGAGGAGAGCACCACAACCGAUACCGAUGGCAAGUGA